This is a messenger RNA of Ochotona curzoniae (black-lipped pika), 7532 nucleotides long. RefSeq names its product myosin XVIIIA (gene MYO18A). Gene Ontology annotation, cellular component: myosin complex. NCBI's taxonomy places the organism in Eukaryota, Metazoa, Chordata, Mammalia, Lagomorpha, Ochotonidae. Bases 160 to 6336 code for a protein of 2058 amino acids. The transcript is spliced from 42 exons. The record is from RefSeq and is a predicted model, not a curated record. Gene Ontology annotation, molecular function: ATP binding; protein binding; cytoskeletal motor activity.
CUGCGCUCCAGCCCCUCCGGGCCGGGGCCGCUGGAUGCCGCGUCUCCGCUCCUGCUGCCUGCCGGGCGGGCUCCGGCGGCCGCAAGGUGGGGUACAGAGGCCGUCUGACAAACACCUGUAAUUCUCUGGGGGUACCACCCCUAGCCCAGCACCUUCACCAUGUUUCACCUAAUGAAGAAAGACAAGGACAAAGAUGGUGGGCGGAAGGAGAAGAAAGAGAAGAAGGAGAAAAAGGAGCGCAUGUCAGCAGCGGAGCUGAGGAGCCUGGAGGAGAUGAGCCUGCGCCGUGGCUUCUUCAACCUGAACCGUUCCUCCAAGCGCGAGUCCAAGACGCGCCUGGAGAUCUCCAACCCCAUCCCCAUCAAGGUGGCUAGUGGCUCCGACCUGCACCUCACCGACAUCGAUUCUGACAGCAAUCGCGGCAGCAUCAUCCUGGACUCGGGCCACCUCAGCACGGCCAGCUCGAGCGACGACCUCAAGGGAGAGGAGGGCAGCUUCCGGGGCUCUGUGCUGCAGCGGGCGGCCAAGUUUGGCUCACUGGCCAAGCAGAACUCACAGAUGAUUGCCAAGCGCUUCUCCUUUUCCCAGCGUAGUCGGGACGAGAGCGCGUCAGAAACCUCAACCCCCUCAGAGCACUCAGCUGCCCCUUCGCCUCAGGUAGAGGUGAGGACAAUAGAGGGACAGCUGAUGCAAUACCCCGGCCCAGGUAUCCCUCGGUCGGGGCUCCGGACUCGUGUCCCUGAACUGGUAACCAAAAAGUUUCCAGCUGACCUGCGCCUGCCGCCCGUGGUGCCUCCACCACCCCCCGCCAUCCGGGAGCUGGAGCUACAGCGCCGGCCCACUGGGGACUUCGGCUUCUCCUUACGGCGCACGACCAUGCUGGACCGGGGCCCGGAGGGCCAGGCCUACAGGCGCGUGGUUCACUUUGCUGAGCCUGGUGCCGGCACCAAGGACCUGGCCCUGGGGUUAGUGCCAGGAGAUCGCCUCGUGGAGAUUAAUGGGAACAACGUGGAGAACAAGUCCAGGGAUGAGAUUGUGGAGAUGAUCCGGCAGUCAGGGGACAGCGUGCGGCUCAAGGUGCAGCCCAUCCCAGAGCUCAGUGAGCUCAGCCGGAGCUGGCUGCGGAGCGGCGAGGGAGUGCGCAGGGAGCCAGCUGAUGUUAAAGAGGAGGACAAGACUCUGCCAAAGCCUGCCCCCCCUGGCAAGGAGGAAGGGGCUGCAAAGACGGAAGAGCAGAUUGCAGCUGAGGAGGCCUGGUGUGAGACAGAGAAGGUGUGGCUGGCCCAUAAGGACGGCUUCUCCCUGGCCACUCAGCUCAAAUCGGAGGAACUCAGCCUGCCCGAGGGGAAGGUGCGCGUGAAGCUAGACCAUGACGGAACAGUCCUGGACGUGGACGAAGAUGACAUAGAGAAGGCGAAUGCUCCCUCCUGCGACCGGCUGGAGGACCUGGCCUCAUUGGUGUACCUCAAUGAGUCCAGCGUGCUGCACACCCUGCGGCAGCGCUAUGGUGCCAGCCUGCAGCAUACCUAUGCCGGGCCCAGCCUGCUGGUCCUCAGCCCCCGCGGGGCCCCCGCUGUGUACUCCGAGAAGGUGAUGCACAUGUUCAAGGGGUGUCGGCGAGAGGACAUGGCACCCCACAUCUAUGCCGUGGCCCAGACUGCAUACAGGACAAUGCUGAUGAGCCGACAGGAUCAGUCCAUCAUCCUGCUGGGCAGCAGUGGCAGUGGCAAGACCACCAACUGCCAGCACCUGGUGCAGUACCUGGCCACCAUUGCGGGCAGCGGGAACAAGGUGUUUUCUGUGGAGAAGUGGCAGGCUCUGUUUACACUCCUGGAAGCCUUCGGGAACAGCCCCUCUGUCAUGAACAGCAAUGCCACGCGCUUCUCCCAGAUCCUCUCCCUGGAUUUUGACCAAGCUGGCCAGGUGGCCUCGGCCUCCAUCCAGACGAUGCUUCUGGAGAAGCUACGUGUGGCCCGACGCCCUGCCAGCGAGGCCACGUUCAAUGUCUUCUACUACCUGCUGGCCUGUGCGGACAGCACGCUCAGGACAGAGCUCCACCUGAACCACCUGGCAGAGAACAACGUGUUUGGAAUUGUACCCCUGGCCAAGCCAGAGGAGAAGCAAAAGGCAGCACAGCAGUUCAGUAAGCUGCAGACAGCCAUGAAGGUACUGGGCAUCUCGGCUGACGAACAGAAGGCCUGCUGGCUCAUCCUGGCUGCCAUCUACCACCUGGGAGCUGCUGGCGCCACCAAAGAAGCCACUGAAGCCGGACGCAAACAGUUUGCCCGCCACGAGUGGGCCCAGAAGGCCGCAUACCUGCUGGGCUGCGGCCUGGAGGAGCUGUCCUCAGCCAUCUUCAAGCACCAGCACAAGGGCAGCAGCCUGCAGCGCUCCACCUCCUUCCGCCAGGGCCCAGAGGAGAGCAGCCUGGGAGAUGGCACUGGCUCCAAGCUGAGUGCACUGGAGUGCUUGGAGGGCAUGGCGUCCGGCCUCUACAGCGAGCUCUUCACCCUCCUCGUCUCCCUGGUGAACAGGGCCCUCAAGUCCAGCCAGCACUCGCUGUGCUCUGUGAUGAUCGUGGACACACCAGGAUUCCAGAACCCCGAGCAGGGGGGCUCAGCCCGGGGGGCCUGCUUUGAGGAACUGUGUCACAACUACGCCCAGGACCGGCUACAUGGGCUCUUCCACGAGCGCACCUUCGUUCAGGAGCUGGAGAGAUAUAAAGAGGAGAACAUCGAGGUGGCGUUUGAUGACCCGGAGCCGACCACGGAUGACGCGGUGGCUGUUGUGGACCAGGCCUCCCAUCAGUCCCUGGUACGCUCACUGGCUCGCACGGACGAGGCCAGGGGCCUGCUAUGGCUGCUGGAAGAGGAGGCGCUGGUGCCAGGGGCCAAGGAAGACACCCUCCUGGAGCGCCUCUUCUCCUAUUAUGGCCCCCAGGAAGGCGACAAGAAAGGCCAAAGUCCCCUUCUGCGCAGCAACAAACCACACCAUUUCCUCCUGGGCCACGGCCGUGGCACAAACUGGGUGGAGUACAAUGUGGCUGGCUGGCUGGGCUACACCAAGCAGAACCCAGCCACCCAGAAUGCCCCCCGGCUCCUGCAGGACUCCCAAAAGAAGCUCAUCAGCAGCCUGUUCCUGGGCCGGGCGGGCGGCGCCAGCGUGCUGUCAGGUUCCAUCGCGGGGCUGGAGGGCGGCUCACAGCUGGCACUGCGCCGGGCCACCAGUGUGCGCAAGACCUUCACCACAGGCAUGGCCGCAAUCAAAAAGAAAUCCCUGUGCAUUCAGAUCAAGCUGCAGGUGGACGCCCUCAUUGAUACCAUCAAGAAGUCCAAGAUGCAUUUUGUGCAUUGCUUCCUGCCUGUGGCUGAGGGCUGGGCCGGGGAGCCCCGGUCAGCCUCAUCCCGCCGGGUCAGCAGCAGCAGUGAGCUGGAUCUGCCGCCGGGAGACCCCUGUGAGGCUGGGCCCCUGCAGCUUGACGUGCCCCUGCUGCGGGCCCAGCUCCGUGGCUCCCGUCUCCUAGACGCCAUGCGCAUGUACCGCCAAGGUUACCCUGACCACAUGGUGUUUUCUGAGUUCCGCCGUCGCUUUGAUGUCCUGGCCCCACACCUCACCAAGAAACAUGGCCGUAACUACAUCGUGGUGGACGAACGGCGGGCCGUGGAGGAGCUGCUAGAGUCCUUGGACCUGGAGAAGAGCAGCUGCUGCCCGGGGCUUAGCCGGGUGUUCUUCCGGGCAGGCACAUUGGCACGGCUGGAAGAGCAGCGGGAUGAACAGACCAGUAGGCAUCUGACCCUGUUUCAGGCAGCCUGCAGGGGCUACCUUGCCCGCCAGCACUUCAAGAAGAGAAAGAUCCAGGACCUGGCCAUCCGCUGUGUGCAGAAGAACAUCAAGAAGAACAGGGGAGUGAAGGACUGGCCCUGGUGGAAGCUCUUCACCACCGUGCGGCCCCUCAUUGAAGUGCAGCUGUCGGAGGAGCAGAUCCGGAGCAAGGACGAGGAGAUCCAGCAGCUGCGAGGGAAGCUUGAGAAGGUGGAGAAGGAGCGGAAUGAGCUGCGGCUCAACAGUGACCGGCUAGAGACCCGGAUCUCAGAGCUGACAUCGGAACUGACAGAUGAACGGAACACUGGGGAGUCCACCUCCCAGCUGCUGGACGCUGAGACUGCUGAGAGGCUCCGAGCGGAGAAGGAGAUGAAAGAACUGCAGGGCCAGUACGAUGCCCUGAAAAAGCAGAUGGAGGUGAUGGAAAUGGAGGUGAUGGAGGCCCGGCUCAUCCGGGCGGCCGAGCUCAAUGGUGAGGUAGACGACGAUGACACCGGUGGUGAGUGGCGGCUGAAGUAUGAGCGAGCAGUGCGAGAGGUGGACUUCACCAAGAAGCACCUGCAGCAGGAGUUUGAAGACAAGCUGGAGGUGGAGCAGCAAAGCAAAAGGCAGCUGGAGAGGCGGCUUGGGGACCUACAAGCCGACAGUGAUGAGAGCCAGCGGACCCUGCAGCAGCUGAAGAAGAAAUGCCAGCGGCUGACUGGGGAGCUGCAAGACACCAAGCUACACCUGGAGGGCCAGCAGGUCCGCAACCACGAGCUGGAGAAGAAACAGAGGAGGUUUGACAGCGAGCUCUCACAGGCACACGAGGAGGCUCAGCGGGAGAAGCUACAGCGGGAGAAGCUGCAGCGGGAGAAGGACAUGCUCUUAGCUGAGGCUUUCAGCCUGAAGCAGCAGCUGGAGGAAAAAGACAUGGACAUUGCAGGGUUUACCCAGAAGGUUGUUUCUCUAGAGGCUGAGCUCCAGGACAUUUCUUCCCAAGAAUCCAAGGAUGAGGCCUCUCUGGCCAAGGUCAAGAAACAGCUUCGAGACCUGGAGGCCAAGGUCAAAGAUCAGGAAGAGGAGCUAGAUGAGCAGGCGGGGACCAUCCAGAUGCUGGAACAGGCCAAGCUGCGUCUUGAGAUGGAGAUGGAGCGGAUGAGGCAGACACAUACCAAGGAGAUGGAGAGCCGGGAUGAGGAAGUGGAGGAGGCCCGGCAGUCCUGUCAAAAGAAGUUGAAGCAGAUGGAAGUGCAGCUGGAGGAGGAGUAUGAAGACAAGCAGAAGGUGCUGCGGGAUAAGCGGGAACUGGAGGGCAAGCUCACGGCACUUAACGAUCAGGUGAGCCGGCGAGAUGUUGAGUCAGAGAAGCGGCUGCGGAAAGACUUGAAGCGCACCAAGGCCCUGCUGGCUGAUGCACAGAUCAUGCUGGACCACCUGAAGAACAACGCGCCCAGCAAGCGGGAGAUCGCCCAGCUGAAGAACCAGCUGGAAGAGUCAGAGUUCACCUGUGCAGCAGCUGUCAAAGCGCGGAAAGCCAUGGAGGUGGAAAUUGAAGACCUGCACCUACAGAUUGAUGAUAUCGCCAAAGCCAAGACUGCGCUGGAGGAGCAGCUGAGCCGCCUGCAGCGUGAGAAGAAUGAGAUUCAGAACCGGCUGGAGGAGGAUCAGGAGGACAUGAACGAACUGAUGAAGAAGCACAAGGCGGCCGUGGCACAGGCCUCUCGGGACCUGGCUCAGAUGAAUGACCUCCAAGCUCAACUCGAAGAGUCCAACAAGGAGAAGCAAGAGCUGCAGGAGAAGCUACAAGCUCUCCAGAGCCAGGUGGAAUUCCUGGAGCAGUCCAUGGUGGACAAGUCCCUUGUGAGCAGGCAGGAAGCCAAGAUUCGGGAGCUGGAGACCCGCCUGGAGUUCGAAAGGACCCAAGUGAAACGGCUGGAGGGCCUGGCCAGCCGGCUCAAGGAGAACAUGGAGAAGCUGACCGAGGAGCGGGAUCAGCGCAUUGCAGCUGAAAACCGGGAGAAGGAGCAGAACAAGCGGCUUCAGCGGCAGCUCCGGGACACGAAGGAGGAGAUGGGCGAGCUUGCCAGGAAGGAGGCCGAGGCGAGCCGCAAGAAGCACGAACUGGAGAUGGACUUGGAGAGCCUGGAGGCAGCCAAUCAGAGCCUGCAGGCUGACCUGAAACUGGCAUUCAAGCGCAUCGGUGACCUGCAGGCUGCCAUUGAGGACGAGAUGGAGAGUGAUGAGAACGAGGACCUCAUCAACAGUGAGGGAGACUCGGAUGUGGACUCAGAGCUGGAGGACCGGGUCGAUGGGGUCAAGUCUUGGUUGUCAAAAAACAAAGGAUUGUCUAAGGCAGCCUCCGAUGAUGGCAGCUUGAAGAGCUCCAGCCCCACCGGCUACUGGAAGUCCCCUGCCCACGACCGGUCAGAUGAUGAGCCUGACCCUGUCGACAGCACCUCCAGAGCACAAUACUCCCAUAACUAUACCAGCGACAGCGACACAGAAGCCAAGCUGACGGAGACCCAUGCAUAGCCCAGGGGAGCAGUUUGCAGCCCAGGAGGUGGCAGUGAGGGGCAUCAGUCCCUACCCCCCAGCUGACUGCUGCUCUACACGGAACACGCUGACCCUCUUCAGCGUGGGAUGGCUCUCCACCAGGCUGUGGGUGUCUGACGUCACCACAUGGAAGAGGUGGGAGAGAGUUUCUGAAAAGAGAACCGUUGACUCCUCCCUGCCUCAAAGCUGCAGCGCCGCUGGCUUGCACCCUGGCCCAUGGCGCCGCCGUGGCAGGUGGCCUGGCGCCUCAUGGAGUUGGCCCGCUGACCUCCGGCUCGGGGCCUCCUGCUCAGGGACGGAGGACUGGGACAGUCUCAGUUGCCGGGUCCACCCGGAGGCGAGGGCGAGGGCUUUCUUUUCUCAGUGCCUGCUGUCUUUUUACUUUUUAAUUUAAAUCCCCAACCUCUCCAUAGCAGCUGCAUCCUCGGGAGUGGGAGGGGGCGACGGCAGCAGCUGGGCCUCCCCCACCCACCCACACCCAGGGAACCACCGGGGAAUCUCCUCUCCAGGCUUCACUCCUGGGAAGGCGGCUCCUUUCUCUGUGCAGCUGGAGAGGCUGCCAGGCAGAACCAGGAACUAGCAUCCAAGAAUCAGCUCGGGGAGAGCCCUCAGGUGCUUCUGGUUGGGGCCAAACGAGCCCCACACGCAGAGGGGAAGCAGUGCACCAGCCCCCCCCUCGCCCCUCCCCGCUUAGCAGUGUGUGAAGUGCAAUGACCUAUUUAAAAGAAAACCCAUUCCACCUAUGCGAACCAUGGGGCUUAGCACUGCCUCCCUCCCUGCCCCUGUCCGCUUAUAGCCUGGGCUGUAAGCUCCCCAUGAGAGGGAAGGUCUGGGGCUAAGGGCUGGUCAAGGGAGGAACUGAAGGGGGCUUAUUGGCCAGUGCAGAGGAGGACUGGAUAUGAAUUCCUGCCCUAUGACCUGAGCCUGCUUUGUUUUCUUUUUCCCAUCUCCCUGCCCCGACGUUCUCCUCCCAGACUGGACUACCUGCAGUCUGAAUGGCCCAGCCCCCACCCCAAAGGUAGUCCCACCAGCUCCUCCAGGGGCCCAAGGGCAGUGUCUGGUGCUGCUUCCAUCUGCUGUCUCCUUGUCUCUUGCAAUUGAUUUGGACUCCCUGGCCUGUGCUCUCUCCCCCUCUUCUCUGAGGUAUGGAAUAAAGGUCCUUUUCCUCCUGCUGA